Molecule: messenger RNA, 474 nt
Organism: Sphenostylis stenocarpa
Lineage: Eukaryota; Viridiplantae; Streptophyta; Magnoliopsida; Fabales; Fabaceae
Source: the annotation of a GenBank genome assembly
AUGUCUCAUUCCAAUAAGGGGAAAAAAGUAACGAAACGAAAAAAACCACGCUAUAUACUUAAAGUAAAUGUCCCUCCCCCACCCGUAGCUCCCGCACCUAUACCUUCUUCAUCUGCAGUGCGGAGAAUAUACAUGCCCAUACAAACAAUAUUGCACCUUCAGCCACUUCUGCCCCAUCCCCGCUUGAUGCACCCAACCCUAGUCCAUCACCUGUCAUUGCAUCAAGCACCUUCCCCGGGAGCUACAUUGCCUUCAGUAUCAUCGGUACCAUCACCACUACCUUUGGUCUCACCUACAUUACCCUCAAGGUCUCCAGCACUAUCACCAUUAUCAGUGCCUUCUAGAGUUCGUCAUACACCAGCUGGGGAAGACCAAGAAGUGCAUAUUCAGCAAGGUGAUGCACAAUUAGACAUUGAGGAGGAUCAUCCACUUGGCACUAAUCUUCCUAUCAUAUCACCUUAUGGUCUAGGGUAA